This is a messenger RNA of Zygosaccharomyces rouxii, 1764 nucleotides long. It is a transcript of the gene TAF7, whose product is annotated as TATA-binding protein-associated factor TAF7. NCBI's taxonomy places the organism in Eukaryota, Fungi, Ascomycota, Saccharomycetes, Saccharomycetales, Saccharomycetaceae. Gene Ontology annotation, biological process: transcription initiation at RNA polymerase II promoter; RNA polymerase II preinitiation complex assembly. The transcript has a single exon. Gene Ontology annotation, molecular function: RNA polymerase II general transcription initiation factor activity. Bases 1 to 1764 code for a protein of 587 amino acids. The record is from RefSeq and is a predicted model, not a curated record. Gene Ontology annotation, cellular component: transcription factor TFIID complex.
AUGCCAGUAAUUAAGAUUAAGAAAAGAGAUAAUCCUGAGAAUCCUGAGCCGGAACCAAAGUCUAAAAGAGUGCGCUCAAAGACCAAAGUAAAGGAAGAGAAAGGUGAUAUGCCUAAGCUAAAACUCAACUUGGGGAAGAAGAAGGAGAAGAGUCCUGAACCAAACGGUGGCAUGAAGCUGAAAUUGAAUCUAAAGAACUCUGAAGAGCCAGAAAAAGUUGCGAAAGCGCCAAGACUGCGAGUUAAACCCAUCAGAGUUCCCGGUGAAGGUUAUGAUUCAGAAGCAUCCGAUGUGGAGGAUGAUCCACUAAUGGAGGAAGGUAUAAUACUUAGGAUCUUACCAGAUCUAAGUGCUGAAUUUGUCAAAAAUUCUAUUGAAUCUGGUGAUUAUUCAGGGAUUAGUAUUAAAUGGAAAGGACAAAGACAUGCCGUAGUCAAUAUUAAUAAUGUAUCCUACGGCGCAGUCCUUGUCAAUUUGCCGACUGUAAUUGAGGUUAACAAAAGUGUAGAUAGGAAAAAUCUUUUGAAGACUUUAGACGUUUGUCAAAUGCUACUCUGUAUUAAGGUGAUUGAAAAUGAAGAAGAUGUGUUCAGAUUGACACCUCCAGAUUCUGAAGAUCUAAUAUCGAAACAUUUUGAAGAAUAUAAGGAUGAGAUUAACGACUUUAAAAAGAAAUUCAUCAAAGGUUUUAAUGGUGGUCCGCUUACCGACGCAGAAUCCAAAUAUAUGGAUGAGAUAGUGCUGAAGCCAUAUGACUAUAAACACGGUAUAACUCCGGCUCUUUACAACGUUAGAAAUAGGAGAUUUAGACGUCGUAUGGGACAAGGGGAAUUUGAUUAUGUGGAGCAGGUAGUAGAAAGGUUACUAAAAUUCGAUGAGCAAGCAGAGGACGUUCAAUACGAAUUAAUUGAUGAGGACGAAGCAAUCAGAAAAUCUACUUCAGCUAACCAUGUAACCAAUUUCGAUAGUAUACAAGAUUCCGAACCUUCAUCGUUUCAAUUCGCGGAUAUCGAUGAGAGAGAAGAUGAUGAUUUGGAUCUUGAUGCAGCAUUUCAAAGUGAUCAAGAAGAUGCGAAAACUGGUGAUGAGGACCAGGAUGCAAUGGGUGUAUUAGAAGAGGCAGGCGAUGACGUGGAACAAGAUAAUGGUGAAGAGGACGAAGAGGAUGGUGAGGAGGACGAAGAGGACGAAGAGGAAGAGGAAGAUGGUGGUGGUACCGAAAAGCAACAUGUUAAUGAAGAUAGACAACAUAACGAAUUACUGAAGGAUGAAUUGCACGAAUUGGAAACUACCUUAAUUCAUACGAAGACAAAAUUACAAAAAGCUACUAAUCCUCUUUUGAAAUCAAGAUUUAUAGAUAGUAUCGUUAAAUUGGAGAAAGAAGUGGAACUCAAGAGGAAACAGUUGAAAUUAAGUGAUGAAAUAUUGUUGAAGCCAGGCGACUCCCAACUAGAGGCAGACCUUCAAUCUGAGGAGCAGCAAGAUCAGCAGGAAGAACAAGAACAGCAGAAGGUCCAAGAACAACAGGAACAACAGCAAGAACAACAACAAGAGAAUCCCGAUCGUAGCCAAGACCAUACCCAAAAGCAAGAAGACGAAGAUGAGGAAGAAGAUGAGGAAGAGGAAGAAGAAGACGAAGAAGACGAAGAAUCACGUCCUAAACCAGAAAACGAAGAAUUGGACCAAACCGAUCUUGACAUGAUGAUGCUGUUCGGUGCAGAAGGUGACGAAGGUGAAGAAGAAGGUGAGGAAUCUGAGGCGUAG